AUGAGUGACCGUGUCCGACGUCGCCGAAGCCGAGAACUUCGGGUUCCUCGUCAGGACGGUGGUCUCUCACCAGCUUCCCGACUUCGCAUUGCUGCUGAUGUCCAUCGCCAUUCCACCAGUGACGACGAUUCUGGUUGUGUUCUUGAAGAAUACGCAUGGAUACCUAGUGGAUUGAAGCCUAAUAUGGUCCACAUGUACUUUGCAUCGUUACCCGAGGAGAAAGUCCCCUAUGUGAAUAGUGUGGGCGAAAAGUGGCGGUUGCGACAACUACGGCACCAACUCCCACCACAAGACUCGGACCCUCGUUAUUGCUCUCGCCUAACUCGAGAAGAAGAAGAUGAACUAAGGCUCUUCGAACGCCGUCGCAAAGCUGAAUGUCUCGGACGAGGUUCGGUGGAUCGAGUGCCUUACGAUGGUCGAGUUAGAAAUUGUGGGAGCGUGAGUUUUACCCCCUGCUGGGCCAAUUCCCAUGUCACAUUUGAUUCCUCGAUACCGUUUUCGAUGAGUGCGCACUAUAACGAGUCGUAA
Cylicostephanus goldi is the source of this 528-nucleotide messenger RNA. The record is from the annotation of a GenBank genome assembly. Lineage: Eukaryota; Metazoa; Nematoda; Chromadorea; Rhabditida; Strongylidae.